Metarhizium brunneum ARSEF 3297 is the source of this 1599-nucleotide messenger RNA. The record is from RefSeq and is a predicted model, not a curated record. Lineage: Eukaryota; Fungi; Ascomycota; Sordariomycetes; Hypocreales; Clavicipitaceae.
AUGUCCCCCAUUCAGUCGAUUAGUAGCGCCAUCGCCAACAGCCUCACGCUACAGCUUGUAGUGAUUGCUGGUCUCAUUCUUGCUGUGCGCUCAUCUCCUUUCUGUGGAAAUGUGGUAAUUGCUAACGGGCGAAUGAAGUAUCCCAUCGGUUCGAUUGUCCAUAACAUUUAUUUUCACCCCUUGUCCAAGUUUCCAGGUCCAAAAUCAUGGGCAGCUACGUAUCUGCCGUACAUUAGAGGCAUAGUUACUUGCAACCUGGUCCAAUCCUUUGCAGAAAUCCAUCAAAAAUACGGCGACGUCGUUCGCGUUGGCCCUAAUGAGAUUUCCAUUGCAUCUGAAGAAGCCUGGAGAGAGAUAUACGGGCAUAGACCAGGCCACAAGGAAGCGCUAAAAGACGCAACUUGGUACAUUGCACCAUCUGGAGCACCCCAAAAUGUCUUCACCACGCCUGACCCAGCGGUGCGCGCUCGAAUGAGAAGAUGCCUGAGUAGUUCAUUCACCCAAUCUGCGAUAAGCAACCAGAGUUCCAUCAUCGAGAGCUAUGCAGAUCUCCUUAUUACCCGCUUACGUGAAAUGACAUCGGCUCCCGACUCGGCACAAAAAGGGGCAGUGGUCAACAUGGGCGACUGGAUCAGCUUUUUCACUUUUGACGUGAUUGGCGAUCUCGCGCUUGGCGAAACAUUCGGUUGCUUGCAAAAUGGUGAAUACCAUGACUGGGUGCGAAGCUUGUGUACCUUCCUGAAGGGAAUGACUUUCGCGGGAGUGGCUAGAAUAUACCCGUGGGUAGGAUCUUUUGUUGAGAGAUUUCUCAUCCCACGCAGUGUCAUGGACCAGCAAAAGCAGCAUGUCGAGUUUGUGUCGGAAAGGGUCAACCGCCGUCUGAACCUCGAAACCACCCGCCCCGACUUCAUGACGUCGUUCUUGAAGGAUAACCACGAUUUCGAGAACAUGUCAAGGGGCGAGAUUGAAUCCAACUUUGCCAUUCUUAUCAUUGCUGGGUCAGACACGACUACUAUUACAAUGUGCGGAACGCUUCAUUGCCUAACGAGAAAUACUGAUAAGCUGGCCGUCUUGGAGGAUACUAUUCGGAAGCGGUUCCAGAGCGAAAAAGACAUUACUGUUGAUGGAACUAAAGAUAUACCGUACUUGGAUGCAGUCAUUGAGGAGGGGCUUCGGCUAUGUCCUGCAAUUCCAGCCCUCCUGCCACGUGUUGUCCCUGCCGGCGGCGAGACAUACUCUGGUCAUUAUCUCCCCGGAGGGACGAAAAUAUCGGUUAGGCCGGCCAUUCUUCAUACAUCAGCUCGAUAUUUUGAAGCGCCGCACGAGUUUCAUCCAGAGCGCUGGUUACCCGCAGAUCAACGCCCUGGACAAUUCGCCAGUGAUAACCAUGCCGCUAGUAGGCCUUUUAGUGUAGGGCCGACGGGAUGUGCCGGCAAGGGGCUGGCUUGGGCCGAAUUGAGACUCAUUAUUGCCAGGCUGGUGUGGGCAUUUGAUAUGUCGGUUGAUCCGGACCACGCUCUCGACUGGACCAAGUGGAAAGCUAGAAUAGUAGUCGAGAAGGGCCCUCAGUUUCUUCGACUAAAACAAAGACCUUUAUGA